This is a messenger RNA of Knipowitschia caucasica, 2685 nucleotides long. The record is from the annotation of a GenBank genome assembly. NCBI's taxonomy places the organism in Eukaryota, Metazoa, Chordata, Actinopteri, Gobiiformes, Gobiidae.
AUGAAGACUAUCCUCGCUGCCUACUCUGGUGUCGCCAAAGGCACAGGCUCCCAGUAUUCUGUCUGCCCUGCAGGACGGCCUGCAGCCCUGUGGCCUUGCCGAUCCAAAAUGGAGAAACAUCUGCAGGUCAUUCAUCUUGUGCUGCAGUGGGUCAUCAGCUUCAUGGCUCUGGUCGUCAUUGUGGUCGGAGGGGCUGCAGAGUCUCUGAAUUGUGCACCAGGCUCGAAUUCUGUAACCCUCAAGAAUCGCAAAGGUUUUAUCAAACUGGCCUUGCAGAAAGGGUCCGAUCUUGUUCCUGUGUAUUCCUUUGGAGAAAAUGAUGCCUAUAAACAGGUGAUCUUUGAGGAGGGGACAUGGUGGCGCUCGGUCCAGAAGAGGUUACAGAAACUGUUGGGCUUCGCUCCCUGUGUGUUUCAUGGCUGUGGCCUUAUCUUUGGUGACUCUUGGGGGUUUGUGCCUUAUUGCAAGCCUAUUACAACUAUAGUUGGAGAGCCAAUCACUGUGCCAAAAAUUGAAGAUCCAACUGAGGACAUGUUGAAUGACGAGGCGACGCUAGAUGCCGACAGGAGGAUGAGCGCUAUCGGUGGCCGGGUGCUCUCCAUCCCCGCUGCCUCUGUCACCAGCUCUGGAGCCUCCUCUUCACGGGCUUUACAUGUGGAGCUCACGUCUCAGCAGAGACGACUUCGGCAUUUGAGGAGCAUUGCGGCUCGUAACAUAGUCCAUAAAAAUGGUUCUCCACUGCUGGACACCUAUUUUACCCUUCACCUCUGUGUUGGAGAAUGCAUAUCUAGAGAUUUUUAUAAGAGUGAAGUUAUUCGUGACUCACUGAAUCCCACUUGGAGAAGUUUAGAUUUUGGAAUGUUACCAGAUUUGUUGGACACCUCAGUGUCUUGUUUUGUGGUUCGAAUAUGGGGAGGUCGAGCAGAAAACUUUCAGUUGCUUAUUGAAUGGAAAGUGAACCUGGAUGGUCUUAGAUAUACAGGACAACAGAUUCGAUCUCGAUAUCCAAAUGAAAUUAUAUUUGGGUUGAAUGAUGGCUACUAUGCAGCUGAAUUUGAUUAUAAGGAUGCAUCCGAAAGGAAGAAGAAUAGUCUACUUCAGGUGGAGCAGACCUCAGUCAGGAACUCCUACAGUGUCUUUUCUCUGCUCAGGCUUCACACAGCACAAAGGGCCAUUAAGCAGACACAAGUGACUGUGCAGAAGUUUGGGAAGGAGAUUGAAGAGAAGUUGAGGACAACAGCCUCAUGCACAGAGCGCAAAAAGGAGCGGGAAUGUAUGCAUCUGCGUAUAGCUGUACUGCGCAGUGAGCUGGAAAGACAGACCAAGGCACUGGGCAGAGAGACCGACUUACGACAGAAAGAAAGAGCUCAGCUUCAGAGAAAAGCGGAAAGCUUUUCAGUUCAACACAACAGUCUGAAGCUCGAGAAAGAAUCGCUCAUCAAGUUGAAAAAGGAAUGCACCGCCAAAAGAGAACAGCUCCUUAAGUCGAAUGCCCAGCUCACCUUCCGAUGUCGUCAGCUCCUUUCUGAGCUUUCUUACAUCUAUCCCAUAGUUUUGACAAAUCAGACAGAUUAUGUCAUUUGUGGAGUGAAGCUGCCUAACUCUGAGGACUUUCAAGCAAAAGAUGAUGGGAGUGUGGCUGUUGCACUGGGAUACACAGCACACUUGGUGCUAAUGAUCUCCUGCUUCCUUCAGAUUCCUCUUCGGUAUCCUGUAAUCCAUAAAGGCUCACGCUCUUCCAUCAAAGACACAAUCACCGAUCGACUCACUGACAAAGAGAGAGAAUUCCCAUUGUACCCACGGGGAGAAAGAUUUCAUUUUGAAUACGGUGUCUACCUGCUGAACAAGAACAUUGCUCAGCUGAGAUAUCAACACGGGCUGACCACCCCAGACCUGCAGCAGACUCUUCCCAACCUGAAGACCUUCUUGGAGCAUGGCCUGAUGGUCCGAUGUGAUCGGCAUGUAUCCAGUUCCAUCUCUGUGCCCAAGUCCCGGCUCAGUGUCGGUCAAGGCUCAGAGUCGGAGUAUCCCAGCCACAGCAGCUCUCCAGACCACGUCCUGAGGAAAAACAGCACUUCUGAAGCUGACCAGGACAAGGGAAAAGAUUCUCCCACUCCGAGCUGCAGCACUGUGGUGGGAAUAGAGGUGCACCAGCCAGCUCAAUCGUCUCCCAAUCACCACUCCUCUCUGGAAGCUAAUAUGGCCUCCUUAGACCUUGGCAAAGUCACAGAGAGUAACCAAGAGGGAGACAUGGAUGAUAAGGAAGAGGCUAAUAUAGCGCAGUCAGUGCAGAUGCCAGGAGAGGAGGUUAGUGGUGUUGCACAAGAGGAGCCACACCCUUCCAUAUCAAACUGCUCAGACACUGUGGCUGUAGAGGACAACGCCUGCUCUGCUCAGCACUCCAGGGCUAUGAACGGCUCCAUAGCAGAGGUGCGCUGCUCAGUGGAGCAGGCAGAGGAGAUCAUAGGCACAGAGGCCACUGGCCUGGGCUUAGGGCUGGGUGACCAGGCUCAGAUGGAGGAGUACCGCUGUAUCCCUGUGGACCAAGCUGUGGCUGUGGAGUGUGAUGAGCAGGUGCUGGGAGAGCUGGAUGUCGCUGGAUUUGAGGAGUUCUCGAAGCGCAUCUAUGCACUCAAUGAGAAUAUGUCCAGCUUCAGAAGACCCCGAAAGAACUCUGAUAAGUGA